AUGUCCGAGAAUAAGGGUGGCGAGCUCGUCAGGACACAGGCAGAACUAUACAGAAAUCGCAAGAAUUUCUUUUCUAUCAAUCCACAAAUCACCUGUGAUGUCAAUAUGAAGACUUUGAACGUGGUAAGCCGUUGGCCGGGUUCCAUGCAUGAUGCACGCAUUUGGGACAAUAGUGGAGGUGCUGCAGAAUUUGAAAAUAGACAAUACGAUGGAUUGCUUGUUGGAGACAGUGGAUAUGCUCUCUCCAAACAUCUUAUGACAUGUGUAAUAGAGCGAGCGUUCGGUGUUUGGAAGAAACGUUUCCAAAUUCUUACUAAAACAAUGCGAUUUAAACCAAACAAGUGUCGGAAUAUAAUUGUGGCUGCUGCAGUUCUGCACAACUUUGGAAUAGAAGUUAGAAAUGUGUGCUGUGGAGGUGAAUGA
Messenger RNA from Schistocerca cancellata (South American locust), 423 nucleotides. Its product is annotated as putative nuclease HARBI1. The record is from RefSeq and is a predicted model, not a curated record. The transcript has 3 exons. NCBI's taxonomy places the organism in Eukaryota, Metazoa, Arthropoda, Insecta, Orthoptera, Acrididae. The coding region runs from base 1 to 423 and encodes 140 amino acids.